Penicillium macrosclerotiorum is the source of this 2160-nucleotide messenger RNA. RefSeq lists its product as uncharacterized. The transcript has 7 exons. Bases 1 to 2160 code for a protein of 719 amino acids. Gene Ontology annotation, molecular function: iron ion binding; oxidoreductase activity, acting on paired donors, with incorporation or reduction of molecular oxygen; monooxygenase activity. The record is from RefSeq and is a predicted model, not a curated record. Lineage: Eukaryota; Fungi; Ascomycota; Eurotiomycetes; Eurotiales; Aspergillaceae.
AUGGCUAGUGCGGCAAUUUGGGGGGUCGUAGUCGGUGGUUUUCUCGUCUACGUAGUCGUCAAGAGUAUCUACCGACUAUAUUUCCAUCCUCUUCACAAAAUCCCGGGGCCAAAGCUUGCGGCCAUUACAACUUUAUAUGAAUUUUAUUUCAAUGUAAUCAAACAGGGAACCUUCAUCUGGGAGGUGGAAAGAUUGCAUAAAGUCUAUGGACCGAUCAUUCGCAUAUCCCCACGGGAGGUGCAUAUCAAGGAUUCCGACUAUUACGACGAAAUAUACGCCUCGAGUGCCAGACGACGGGAGAAGGACCUCAUCCAUGUAACUCGGCUUGACCUCAAUAAGUCUUCGUUCGGCAGCAUCUCACCAGAAGUCCAUCGGCAGCGCCGAGCGCCCGUGGAAAAGUUUUUCUCGAAAGCAGCAAUCACUAACAACGAGCAUAUCAUCAAACGGUAUUUGGACAAGUUCAUUCAGUAUCUCCAUCGUGCAUGUGAGUCGAACAGUGUCGUCAGUCUAGACGCGGGGUUUUCAGCUUUAACGUCCGAUAUCAUUCACCAAUAUGGAUUUGGUUUCGACAGUGGCAAUCUUGAGAAGGAAGAUUUCAAUCAAGGCAUCAGGGAUGGUAUCAGUGCGCUCUUGCGAUCGGUGCAUAUCGCAUUUUUCUUCCCAUUUAUCCAGACCAUCAUGAACGCCCUCCCGCUUGAGGCAGUGAAAGUGAUUAGCCCAUUUGCCUUUGCCCUCAAAGAUCAGAAAAACAAAAUUCGCAAUGUGGCAAUCGAUGCGCUUGCAGGGAAGCGAUUGGACAGUCCCUCAAUAAUCAGGACGCUGGUCGCUCCCAACGGACCGGCGCAUUUACGGGAUGUCGAGUGCCUCACCGAUGAAGGAUUCGCCAUGGUGAUAGGUGGAACAGAAACAACCACUCGUUCUCUUUCCAUUGGUUUUUUUCAUAUUCUCAACAACGAUAACAUCCGAAGAAAACUUCGAGAAGAGCUGCAAUCCGUGAUGCCGACGCCUCAAAGCGAGCCGACGUGGAAUGAACUAGAAAAGCUGCCGUAUCUGACCAAUGUCGUUUUGGAGGCCUUGCGUCUUUCCACGGGAAUUGCCAACCGAUCCCCUCGUGUUGCGCCGACCGAGGCGUUGGUGUAUAAAGACCAUGUUAUCCCAGCAGGCUAUCCUAUUAGCCAGAUGAACUACUUUGUUCUAAUGGAUCCUAAUAUCUUUCCUGACCCCCAUACCUUCGACCCAGACAGAUGGGCGCGGGCCGCUGCCAGAGGUGAACGGCUAGAUAAAUAUCUGGUUAAUUUCUCCAAGGGCAGUCGUGUUUGCGUUGGACUCAACCUGGCCUACGCGGAACUCUAUAUUACUAUCGCAGUGCUAAUCCGCCGGUUUGAGUUGGAGCUGUAUAAGACAACGAUCAAGAAUCUCGAAUUUGCGCGUGAUUUUGGAACGCCUUGUCCCGACGAGGGCAACCCUAGUAUUCAAGUGUUCGCCUUCAACUUCAACGCUCUUGCCUCUUGUUUCCGCCUUCCAUCGUUAGUGCACGGUUUCCACCACAUCGCAACUUUUCUUCAGUUUGUCAACGCAUCCCCCAUCACCACCUCUCGCAUCUCAUCUACAUCGUGCAACCAGAACAUCAAAAUGCCUUCCAGCGUGCAAGCCAAGGCCGCUCUGUCCCUUAUCGAGACAGACAAGUCCAAAAUUCUCGGCCUCAGUGUGGGCACUCACAAAAACGUCCAGCCAGGAGAUUAUAUUCCUCGAGCGGAUGCCCAGUCGCCGCCUGAGCUCUCCUUCUCGGGUCUAGAUUCAUCCAAGACCUAUCUUGCUGUGAACUUGGAUAUCGACGCCCCUUUCCCCUCCUGGGGUGUGCUUGGCCCCAUCCUGCAUUGGAUCCAGCCUGGUGUCAAGGCAUCCGAGUCCGGUUCUCUCACUACCACUGGUCCCUUCGUCGCAAACUACAUUGGCCCUGCUCCGCCUCCGGGCAGCUCUCCUCACCGCUAUAUCUUCUUCCUGUACGAAGAGCCUGCCGGGUUUGAUGCGAAGCAGCAUGCUCCUCCGAACGGGCAGAACCUGAGUAACUGGAACCGCAUGCGCUAUGACUUUGAUGCCUGGGCUAAGAAAGUCGAUCUUGGUCCUAUUGUGGCUUUCAACUACUUUACCAGCAACUAA